AUGGCGAGCACACACAACCUCCAAGCUUCGAAGCUAUUUUCUGUAAAGGACUAUGUCUGCGUGGUCACUGGGGGUGGCAGCGGUAUUGGUCUGAUGUCUGCACAGGCUCUGGCUGCUAAUGGUGCAAAGGUGUACAUCACAGGCCGACGGCAGGAAGUCCUCGACAGGGCCGUCAAGUCUCAUAGCCCACAGGGAGAUGGCCAGAUCAUCGCGCUGAGCCCGUGCGAUGUGACCAAGAAGGCUGAUCUCGAGAAGAUGUAUGAGGAGCUAUCGAAGAGGGAGAAGUACAUCAACCUUCUCGUCGCCGCAGCUGGUAUCAGCGGCGAAAAGGCCGAGCCAGAUGCGGAAAAGGCAACCGAUAUGAAGGCAAAGCUCUGGGAAAACGAGACUUUCGAAGGAUGGGCCGAGACCUACAACACCGACGUCAGCUCUGUAUACUUCACUACAGUCGUAUUGCUUCCGCUCCUCCAAGCAGGCCCCGAGAGCCACGGCCAUCUCUCAGCAUCUGUCAUUGUCAUCAGCUCCAUGUCCGGUAUCAUGCGCCACGCUCAAGGUCAUUUCAGCUACAACGCCGCAAAGGGCGGCACAGUGCACCUGACGAAGCUCAUGUCGGCGGAGUUUCAGCAACUGAGGGUCCGAGUCAACUCGAUCGCACCCGGUUACUUCCCCUCGGAGAUGACUGCAAAGGAGAGCGACGACAAGCAGAAGAGUCAGCUGCCGGACGAGAAGAUCCAGGAGAAGGGCCAUGUUCCCCAAGGACGCGCGGGCCAGGACGAGGAGAUGGCACAGGCUGUGCUCUUCCUCACGAAGAACGCCUAUGUCAACGGCGAGAUCAUUGCUGUGGAUGGCGGUGUUCUGAACGUGGUCGCCGGACGAUAA
Ascochyta rabiei is the source of this 879-nucleotide messenger RNA. RefSeq lists its product as uncharacterized. Lineage: Eukaryota; Fungi; Ascomycota; Dothideomycetes; Pleosporales; Didymellaceae. The record is from RefSeq and is a predicted model, not a curated record. The transcript has 3 exons. The coding region runs from base 1 to 879 and encodes 292 amino acids.